AUGGAUGCUUAUUCGUCCAUGGAUGAGGACCAGUAUGACUGUUAUGAGGACGACGACGACGAGGAAGAGGAGGAGGAAGAGGAGGAGGAUGACGAUGAUGAUGAGGAGGAGGAAGAUAGAGAUGAAACAGAACAACAGCAAAAGACGGCAGUGGAAAUGGAGGAGGAAGAAUUGCCGGAGCUGACCCUGGACUUUGCCGACCCUGUCGGCAGUCGGUUUGAUGAGCUUUUGUAUUGGAUCUACACAGACAAAGGUGACCGGUGGCUGACCCACUUCACUCCUCAGAACUACGCAGCCAUCCUCCAGAACAUUGCCCUCCUCAACCUAGCCACGCCCGCAGUCCUGGCCAUUUGUCGGGCAUUCGAGCAGUCCCCCGCCAACACUGAGGGUGUUGUCCCCCUGGGGACAGCGGAUGGGUAUUUUAUGUUACCAUAA
This is a messenger RNA of Linnemannia hyalina, 435 nucleotides long. The record is from the annotation of a GenBank genome assembly. NCBI's taxonomy places the organism in Eukaryota, Fungi, Mortierellomycota, Mortierellomycetes, Mortierellales, Mortierellaceae.